AUGGCGUCUGAAUCAGUGGACCUGAAGGACGGGAGGGCAACGUUGAAUUCUUCAGAGUCAAAUCUGCCGAAGCCAGGCAGCCUCAUCCGGGCGAACACCGGAGAGUUUCGAGUCAGCGAGAAGUUAAUGGAGGCCGCAGUUGGCAACCAGUACAAAGGCCUGGAAGUGCUGCAGACUCUCCUCAAACAUAAGGGCCACAUCACCAUCACAGACAGGAUCUUGGAGACGGCAGCAGCGAACAUGAAUCAAGGCCCAGAGAUUGUGACGCUGCUGUUGAAGGACCAAUCUUUCCGGAUCAGCGACGAGAUCAUGAAAGCGGCUGCUGAAAAUGAGUACCGGGGUCCGGAGGUCAUGGAAGCGCUUCUGGAGCAUGCGCAAGCCAAUAAAGACUUAACGAUAAGCGAAGAAAUCAUGAAAUAUGCGGCGGAGAAUAUCGAAAAGGGUCCCGAAAUCAUGAAAGUGCUUUUGACAUAUGGGAAAAAGAUUGACCUGCAGCUCAGUGACAGUGUCUUUGAGGCUGCGGCAUCGAAUGAGGAAAGAGGACCGGAGUUGAUUGAAGUGCUGUUGGAAUAUAUGGAAGAUCUGGAGGUCAAGGAAUGA
Messenger RNA from Fonsecaea multimorphosa CBS 102226, 600 nucleotides. RefSeq lists its product as uncharacterized. Lineage: Eukaryota; Fungi; Ascomycota; Eurotiomycetes; Chaetothyriales; Herpotrichiellaceae. The transcript has a single exon. Bases 1 to 600 code for a protein of 199 amino acids. The record is from RefSeq and is a predicted model, not a curated record.